GGGGGGGAUGUUUUAAACGGGUGCAGCGUUGGUUUCUGUGAACGUUGUGUUUCUGGUUUUGUGCGGAAAAAAAAAAGAACAACAACAACAACAACGAACUUGUUUUGAUUUAUUUUGUAGCUUUUAAUAGGAUUUUGAGAGAUGGGGAGAAGCAGGAGUCGAUCACCGGCGCCGAGGCGAGAGCGUCGCCGGUCUCGCUCGGCCUCCAGGGAGCGGGAGAGGCGUCGGCGGGAGAGAGAGCGCUCGCGGUCACGUGACAAGGACAGGAGGCGGAGCCGGUCUCGCUCCCCCCACAGGCGCCGCUCCAGGUCGCCACGGAGACCCAGGUCCAGCUCUCUGUCCCCUUCGAGACAGAAAGACAGACGAGAAGAUGACAAAGAGCCCAAGGAGAAAGUGAAGGAGCACAAGAUUUCAGAGGAGGAUAUGGAAGGAAAGACGGAGGAAGAGAUUGAAAUGAUGAAGCUGAUGGGGUUUGGGAGCUUCGAUUCAACGAAGGGAAAGAAAUGUGAGGGUUCAGUUAAUGCAUAUGCCAUCAACGUCUCGCAGAAACGAAAAUACAGGCAAUACAUGAACAGAAAAGGAGGAUUCAACAGACCCCUGGAUUUUAUUGCCUAAAAACGGGUUUCAUAUUCGGGUUCGAUUUUAGUUUUAUGCUCCUGUUUUGAGAUUUGCUUUUUUUGCUGUUUCUGUUCAUUUGCUAGUGACUGAUUUACCUGUUAUCUGGAAUAUAUUCAAGUGUGUAGAGCUGAUUCUGAUAAAAUGAGUCUGUAUGAGAAUUACAGGAAGGGCCACUGUUCUGUUGUAUUGUAUAUUGUGCAUCAGAUAACACAGAGACAUUUUAGGUGAUCAGUUGCAUUGGCUUUCCAAGAGAGAACCAAGGAAGCUUGUUUGUUUUAAUAAAUAUCUUGUGUGUUACAAGCCGGUUAUCAAAAAUUGUAAACUGCAGUUUGGGUAAGUUAUGCAUUUAAAUAAACUAGCAAGUUUGAGCUAA
Molecule: messenger RNA, 991 nt
Organism: Polyodon spathula (Mississippi paddlefish)
Lineage: Eukaryota; Metazoa; Chordata; Actinopteri; Acipenseriformes; Polyodontidae
Product: U4/U6.U5 small nuclear ribonucleoprotein 27 kDa protein-like
Exons: 6
Coding region: 142-615 (157 amino acids)
Biological process (GO): RNA splicing
Cellular component (GO): precatalytic spliceosome
Source: RefSeq, a predicted model, not a curated record